AGAAGAAGAAGCACGUAUUGAAGAGGAAAAAAUCCUAACUUGGUGGCAAAGAAGCCGAUGAAAGAGUGUUGACUAUUUAAAAGCGCAAUCAGUUUAACCGAAUUUAAGAAAAAACUGCACUAACACAGACAGACGACUGACACACGCACACGUACAGUGCUGUUUGGAGGAGGCGCUGACGCCACGCCACUGGCAAGCAAAAAACGACAAAGAAUUCGGAGAAGAAAAAUCUGUGUAAAGUUUUGGUCGCGCGCGCGCCUAUUCCAACAGUUAAGCAUAAUUGUGGCAAACCGAGUAAAGUGCAAUGAAUUCCAAACGCAUUAAGUACACGGUAUCGAGCUCGAGCCCUGCCGUCGUCAAGGAAGAGAUUGUGCCCGUUAUCAUACAACACGAUCCGGAAGAGGUCGACGGUGGUGGCGAGACACAAUAUAGCUACACUUACACCACUGAGGACGAUGAUACCGAGACUGCUGUGGUUACACUAACCGAUCGCGAGCACGAAGCGCUGGUCAACUCGCAAGAGGUUAUUAUUGAUGAGAACGGGCAUCCGGUUACACUGCAGCAGCUGGUCGAGAACAGCACCGUCGAAGAAGUCGAGACCAUUGAGCAGGGCGAUGGCACACACACAAUAUUGCAUAUUGUACCCAGUUUGCAGGACGACGAGGAUGAGGAGGUGGUGGAUGAGGAGGAAAUCGAGCAAGAUGACGACGAAAUAAUAGCCGUCGAAGGCGAAGUGGACGAGGAUGAUGUGAAUUCGACCACAUAUGAGCACAACCUCGACAACAGCCCCGAACACGAUGCCCAGUCCCGCAGCAAGACCUUCUAUUGCCCCAACUGCGGCAAUUGCUACAGUGCCGCUGGCUCCCUCAAGCUCCAUAUGCGCGCUUGCAUGCGCCAACGCAGCGAAGUGCCCACCGAGGAUCGAAAAUGUAAGGUGUGUAGCAAGGUAUUCAACUCAGUCGCCUACCUUAAGGAGCACAUGAUGCGCCACACUGGGGAACAGCCCUUCCGUUGCACCCGCUGCUACCGCAAGUUUGUUGACGAGAGCAAGUACAACGCCCAUAUGGACGCGCACAAGCACCAGGACAAGCUCGAGGCCGAGGCAGAAGCUUUGGCCGCACAGCACGGCGGCAAGAAGGUCGUAGUUAAAGAGUUCAACUGCUCCUUCUGCUCCCAGAACUUUACUGUCGUUUUUGACGUCGGCCAAGUAAAGCGCCGCUAUGCCUGCGACGCCUGUCGCGACAAGUAUUCGAAUGCAGAGGCUCUGCGCCGCCACAAGCAGCAGAUUGAGGAGAAGCGCGAGUUCAGCUGCGAACGCUGCGGCCGCAAAUUCGUCUUUGAGGGAUUUCUACAGCGCCAUCUCCCCACCUGCGAUGGCAGUAUCAAGCGUCGUCGUGACAUGAAGUAGAGGCGACUGCAACGUGACGGCAACUGGCGGCGACGAAAGAAAUACGAGAGGCGGGAACUGGCCGAAGAGUCCUACGUCGAGUGCUAUGACGAGGACUUGGUGGAGCACCUGGAGGAAGACGAACAGGCCAGCGCACCAGAUGCUUCUAACGAAUUCCUGACGUUGCAAACGAUGCCGUUUCGUUGCGUUGUCAUCAAGGAGGAGCAGAGUGAUGAGGUCGAAGUUGUGGAGGAGGAUGUUUAUGAACACCAAGAAAACCACUAAGCCCCUUUUUUUUAUUAAUCUCUAAAUGAACACUUAAUGUUCACACCACACACACACACACGCCAACAAACAUUUAUGUAUAAAAGGAAAGCUAUAGAAUGGAAGUAACAAUACACACGAACAGACAGACGUCCACACAAACACCCUCACACAAAUGUAUCGCACUCACGUAAUACCUUGUAGAACAAUUCGCAAGACGCUUACAAAAAAAAGAAAACGACAAUUCCAAUUCUACGACAGAUAAUUUUGGAAAUAUUAAACAUUGCGACGAAGCAAUGCUUAGAAAAAUCUUUAUAUUCAAACACAUUGUACACCGAAGGAGAUCUAUACAUUGUACGUAUAAAAAAUUAUGAAAACUGCUCUUGCUGCUAUUAUUCUUUCUUUUUUUUUUGAAAUCCCUGCGCUGUAGGAAUAUGUUAGGAAUUUUGUUACGAACGAUGAUCAUUGUGGUAGGAGAAGGAGAGAAGAAGUGAUAGGAUAGAGAAACAUUUGUAGUGUAUACAAAUGUCAAUUGAUGGCAGGGCGGUCAAUGUAUAUUAACUAAUAGCGAUGUAAUAAAUAUAACACAUAACCAUAAUUUCUAUCACAAUAAUGAUGAGGUUAAUUAAGCUCGGAAUUAAAAUGAUGUUAAAAUUAAAAUAAAAGCCAAAAUGUAAUGCCCUCCAGGCUCAACAA
Messenger RNA from Scaptodrosophila lebanonensis, 2347 nucleotides. Its product is annotated as zinc finger protein 771. The transcript is spliced from 2 exons. The coding region runs from base 305 to 1408 and encodes 367 amino acids. The record is from RefSeq and is a predicted model, not a curated record. Gene Ontology annotation, molecular function: DNA-binding transcription factor activity, RNA polymerase II-specific; RNA polymerase II transcription regulatory region sequence-specific DNA binding. Lineage: Eukaryota; Metazoa; Arthropoda; Insecta; Diptera; Drosophilidae. Gene Ontology annotation, cellular component: nucleus. Gene Ontology annotation, biological process: regulation of transcription by RNA polymerase II.